UACAUCAUUGAUGCUCGUUAUUUUUGCAUUAGUGGUAUCUUGUGAAUAGCCGCAACUUUGACUAUCAACGCUGUGAAGGACUAAAGGACAUAACUGGCUUUCAAGUACUAUUGAUAAGGAACAUGCUGGAAGAUUCUCUGAAUGAAGAUGCUGACAACAUGAAGGAAGUUCCUUUGAAGCCGGGUCGGUCCGACACCGUGGAUCUGUCCGAUACACACCUACAUGUGGAUAUAUCGGACGCCCUCAGCGAGCGCGACAAGGUCAAGUUCACAGUCCACACCAGGACGACGCUGCCCUACUUUGCCAAGCCAGAGUUCUCUGUGGUUCGCCAACACGAGGAGUUCAUCUGGCUUCACAACUGUCUGCAGGAGAAUGAGCGGUACUUCGGCCUCAUUAUUCCUCCGGCGCCACCUAGACCGGACUUUGACGCGUCCAGGGAGAAACUGCAAAAGCUGGGGGAGGGCGAGGGCAACAUGACCAAGGAGGAGUUCAACAAAAUGAAGCAGGAGCUGGAACAGGAGUACCUGGCUACGUUCAAGAAGACGGUGGCCAUGCACGAGACUUUCCUGACUCGUUUGGCCUGUCACAACGUGUUCCGUGAGGAGCACAACUUUACGGUCUUUCUGGAAUACGAUCAAGAUCUGUCGGUGCGCGGCCGGAACCGCAAGGAGCGGCUCGAGGGACUCAUGCGCUCGUUCAGCAAGACGACCGACGAGCUGCUGCUGCAGGCCACGCAGCGCGACGUCGACGAGUUCUUCGACCACGAGAAGAGCUUCGUGCUCGUCUUCCACGAGCACAUCAAGGAGGCGACGGCGCGCGCCGACCGUAUGACGCGCAGCCGAAAAAACGUGGCCGACUGUUACAUCAAGGUGUCGGGUGGGCUCUCGCUGCUCGGCACGGUCGAGAGCAACGAGCUGGACCGCUUCCUGCACAGCGUCUCCGAGAUCUUCGAGAAAGUCAGGAAAAUCGAGAACCGCGUGACGAGCGACGAGGACCUGAAGCUGUCGGACCUGCUGCGGUACUACCAGCGGGACGCGACGGCCGUCAAGGCGCUGCUGUACCGGCGGCUCCGCUGCCUGGCCGACUACGAGCAGGCCAACAAGGGACUCGAGAGGGCGCGCGCCAAGAACAAGGACGUGCACGUGGCCGUGGAUGUCGUGGACGCGGAGAUGGCCCAGCAGCAGGCGUGUGAGAGAUUCGAGCAUAUCUCGGGGAAGGCCAAAGAAGAGCUGAAAAGCUUCAAAACCCGGCGGGUAAAGGCAUUCAAGAAGCAUCUAGUGGAGCUUUCUGAGCUGGAGAUAAAGCACGGAAAGGCCCAGGUGGACAUGCUCCGAGGCUGCAUAGCCACGCUGAAGGCAGCCUCGUAGGUGGACGGCCUUCGGGCUCUGCAGACGUCAUUGCCGCGCCUCCGCCCAGAGGGGGCACGUCACCGCCGGCCUGGCCCGGUCCCGCUGACCCGACCCGACGGUCGUGACCCACCGGGCUACCGCGCCGUCACCCCGCCGUCGCCGUCUUCAGG
Messenger RNA from Pollicipes pollicipes, 1519 nucleotides. RefSeq names its product sorting nexin-6. The transcript is spliced from 13 exons. NCBI's taxonomy places the organism in Eukaryota, Metazoa, Arthropoda, Thecostraca, Pollicipedomorpha, Pollicipedidae. Bases 123 to 1367 code for a protein of 414 amino acids. The record is from RefSeq and is a predicted model, not a curated record. Gene Ontology annotation, biological process: phagosome-lysosome fusion involved in apoptotic cell clearance. Gene Ontology annotation, molecular function: phosphatidylinositol binding.